ACUAUAAAGAGAAAGAGAAAGAAAAUACGAAUAAAAACUCGAAUAAAAAUAGGAAUAACAAUAGGAAUAAUAACAGAAAAAAAAAAUAAGAACAGGAAAGCUUACGGCACUAACAAUUUCACUUGGUCCCCGAGACCUCCUGUAAGACUGUCAUUUUUUUUGUGGUGGGCGUGCCUGCAUUCUGGAGGCGAUUGGCACCAAAACUGGGAGUUACGGCAAUGACGAAAAGUGCCGCGGGGUUCGUGCGCUCUGGCUGCGGCCCAACCAAGGAGAUCUCAGGCUUGUGGUGGCACUAGGCGGAAAUCAGGCCAAGACACCUCCAGCUCGUGCCACCAAGACGUUGCGAAUUUGAAGCCACCAGUCGUGGUCGCCUCAAUCUCUUAUCCCAACCUCGAGCUGCCGUCCGCCCUUUGAUCAGAGCGGGUUUACAGGCGAAGGAUUGAUUGAGCCGACUCGAUCUCAGCUGCAAACAGACAAACCCACACGCGAGUAUUUUUGGCGUCAUCAGGGACUGGCAUGAGGUCGACCCCCCCCGUCUUCAGCGAGGCAGAGUUCCAGUUCCUUGCCAGCCACCUACGAGUCGCCGCGACCCACGAUAAACCACAACCUCCACCUAGCCUCUUCAUCUCCACCAAAGGUCCGCUCUCUCCAUCCGACGCCGUCUCGACGGAAGCACACGACAAUAUCUUUGUGCCGAAUCUGCUCGCUUCUUCGAACUUGGUGAUACCCGAUCGUUCUCAACAAUAUCGCCUCACCCGUCGCCGCCCUCUCUGGUCCUCCUGAUACUGCUAUUGCCAUCGCAUCCACCCCUCCGACUUGCCCCGCGACAUCCGAGCGACGAUGGCGCCCCCACCGGCGAACCUGCCCUUGACCCAGCGGCUUGCCGCCCUGGCCCAGACUUUGCAAUUCGCAUGGUUUAUCGGUCAUUUUAUCCUGAUCGCUGGAACCGCCAAGUACACGCUCGCGUGGAUAACCUUCCACGGAUACCGCUCCAACAUUGCCUACCGCUUUGUCUUCCUUUCCGCCGUCACCACCUACGGAAUCGUGGUGUACAAGACUCUGCGUUCCCGGAUCAAGCAGCGAGCGGGACCGAUCAGCCCACUUGCUUUGGCUGCGGAUGAGAAUGUCCAGUAUCUGGUUCUCGGCCUCGUGUGGCUCUUCUCUCCCCGAUACAUCCUGGCAACGCUCCCGUAUUCCAUCUACUCAUUCUUCCACGUUGCGACCUACGCUCGCGCCAACUUGAUCCCAGCCAUCUCCCCGCCCAAGGCAGCCCCCGCUGCGGAGGCGGCCCCAGGGGCAAAGUCGACAUCUCACCCGGUUGCCGAAAUGAUCGGCAGAUUUGUCAAGGAGUACUAUGAUGCGUCCAUGUCAGUGGUCGCGACGCUUGAGAUCUCGCUCUGGCUCUCGCUGUGCCUCUCGGCUCUCAUGUUCCAGCGCCGCUCCUGGAUUCUGCUGCCUAUCUACACGGGCUUUCUGCGCGCGCGCUUCUCGCAGAGCGUGCAUGUGCAGAACUCGUUCGCCCAGCUCGAAGUCAAGCUUGACAACCUAAUGGGGAACCAGGGCACCCCGCCCGCCGUGCGCCAGGCUUGGGAUGUCAUCAAGAAUGCCUCGAGGCAGUUCUACCUCAUGACGGACCUGACCCGCUACGUCAACGGGGCUGGGGCUGCCGCACCCAAGAAGAGCUCUUGAGCACCCUCCACAGACAGCUUGCCGCUAUGCUAUGCCCUCGCUGCAUGCCGGAAUGUGUGCGUUUUUUGUGCGUCAUGAAAUCUUGGCGUCGAAAACAGAUGCGGGUGACAGGGGAUCUGCGGAGGUACGGGAUUAAGAGGCUCACAGCAACGAGAAUGGAAUGGUGUUGAGGGCAUUGCGGGAGCUUGGCUUGGACAUGCCACCGCUAUCGAGCGUUUUUGGCAUCGGCCGGCCUUUCUGCUCGCGCCCUUUCGUGGAACCGCUAUAUAUGCUGUCGAUACUUUGCACAGGAAGCUCUCAUGGCAGGGCCGUUUUGAAGAGACUGUCCUUAGGAUGGCGUGUAUUGUACCAAUGGUUUCCGGGAUUUCAAGAUGGGACUCAUUCAGUGGGGGAAGAUUGUUGAGGGCUAGGGGAGAAGGGAUGUCUGACAAAAAGGCACAGGAGAGGUAAUGGGCUCAUGGCGCGGCGCACAAUAUUUCCCCUGUCUUGAGCGUUCUACUCCCUGGUUUGUUUACCUGCCAUCAUGCUUUUUUCAUCAGUUUUAAGCGGAGCUCGAGAUGGCCGUACUAUGCCGGCACUUUCUGUUGGAAUUCUAGUUUGACUUCCUUGGUUUUGUUGCGUGACGGUAGACCAAUCCGGUCCGGUUUACC
Messenger RNA from Gaeumannomyces tritici R3-111a-1, 2339 nucleotides. RefSeq lists its product as hypothetical. Gene Ontology annotation, biological process: endoplasmic reticulum tubular network organization; membrane organization. The record is from RefSeq and is a predicted model, not a curated record. The coding region runs from base 841 to 1689 and encodes 282 amino acids. Lineage: Eukaryota; Fungi; Ascomycota; Sordariomycetes; Magnaporthales; Magnaporthaceae. The transcript has 5 exons. Gene Ontology annotation, cellular component: membrane; endoplasmic reticulum.